Molecule: messenger RNA, 2078 nt
Organism: Chenopodium quinoa (quinoa)
Lineage: Eukaryota; Viridiplantae; Streptophyta; Magnoliopsida; Caryophyllales; Amaranthaceae
Product: suppressor of mec-8 and unc-52 protein homolog 2-like
Exons: 11
Coding region: 209-1924 (571 amino acids)
Biological process (GO): mRNA splicing, via spliceosome
Cellular component (GO): nucleus
Source: RefSeq, a predicted model, not a curated record
AAACAGACCUUUAAUCAAAUCGAUUUCCUGAUUACAGAAAACACACUAUUUCUCCCCUGAACAAACCAAAAGCCCUAACUUUCGCAAAACCCCAUUUUCUCUCUCCUCUUCUUCCAUCAAUUCACUGACAAUUUCUGCAAUUCUAACCAAAAUCAAGCUGAAAUUUCAAUACUUCGAAAAAUCCCCAAUUCAAUUAACACAAUAAACAAUGCCUGCUAACAAAAAAUAUCACAAAGAAAAGGCCCUCCGUCGAAAGGAGGAGAAGCCAGAAGAACCAGAACUGCCAAGAUAUCGUGAUCGUGCAAAGGAGCGGAGAGAAGACCAAAAUCCUGAUUACGAGCCAGCCGAUCUGGGAUUUCAUGCUGUUGCUCCUCCUGGAAAUGUUGAUCUCAAGGCAGCUGAUUCACACAAGUUGGCAAUUGAGCGGAGCAAGUACCUCGGAGGUGAUGUUGAGCAUACUCACUUGGUCAAGGGUUUGGAUUAUGCUUUACUUCACAAAGUAAGAAGUGAGAUGGACAAAAAGCCAGAAGCUGAAGAAGAAACUGAUGGAAAAUCCAGACCAGUUAAAGAUGACCAGCCUGUAUCAUUCCGAACAGCAACUGCAAAGUCUGUGUAUCAAUGGAUGAUCAAGCCUCAGAGUGUCGUUAAAACUAAUGAGAUGUUUCUUCCUGGACGAAUGUCAUUUAUUUUUGACAUGGAAAAUGUUUAUUCUCAUGAUAUCCCGACUACGUUGCAUAGAAGUAAAGCUGACUGCCCAGUACCUGAGGAAAUGGUCACUGUAAAUGUUGAUGGUUCUGUGCUGGACCGGAUUGCAAAAAUUAUGUCCUAUCUCCGUUUAGGAUCAUCUGGAAAGGUUCUCAAGAAAAAGAAGAAGGAGAAAGAAGUCAAAGGAAAACUCACUACUGUUAUCAAUGAGUAUGAUGAUUUUGAGAAACCACCAAAGCCUGAUAACCUGUCAUCAAAGAAUCAAUAUGAAGAAAAUCUCCCCCCGCCACCCCCACCCCCACCAUUAAGAAAGGACACUCUUGAUACUAGAGACAAUCAAGGCCCAGCCGUUGCUCGAGCUGAAGAGGAUGAUAUCUUUAUUGGUGAUGGUGUUGAUUUUGAAGUGCCCAGCAAAGCUGUGAGUCAGAGCCCCAUUUCAGAAGACAUGGAAGAGUCUCCUAGGAACAAGGAAAGGCCUUCCUAUUUUAAUGAACCUGUUUAUGGACCUGUGCCACCUGCAGCCAAUCCAUCUCAGGAUUGGAAUCAAGCUAAUGGCUAUGUUGCUGCACAUGCUCAAGCUCUAGAUGGUGGUACCUAUCAAGGGGAGUGGCAGGACUACCAAUAUGCUGAUCAGUUGGUCUAUCCUGAUCAAUAUCUCCAACAGAUGCAGGCCUAUGAUAUGCAAGCAAAUGCAAACAUCCUUCAAGAUCCUCGUCUCAUGAGUCAAGAGGAGAAGGAUCGAGGAUUAGGGUCUGUGUUUAAGCGAGAUGAUCAAAGGCUUCAACAACUGAGGGAAAAGGAUUCUCGGGAAAAGGAUCCCAACUUCAUAUCUGAAAGUUAUUCUGAAUGCUAUCCUGGUUAUCAAUCAUAUAACCAUGAGGUUGUGGACAGUGAUGAUGAAGGUGACUUGUCAAAAAUGGAUAUGGGCGGACGUGCCAAAGGCCGUCUUCAUCGGUGGGAUUUUGAGACGGAGGAAGAGUGGGCCCAGUACAACGAGCAAAAGGAAGCAAUGCCAAAAGCUGCUUUCCAAUUUGGUGUAAAGAUGCAAGAUGGACGAAAAACACGAAAGAACAAGGAGCAAAAGCUCAACAAUGACCUUCACAAGAUUAACAAAAUCAUUGCUCGGAAAAAGGGUGAGAAGGGGGAAAAGGGUGACAAUGGUGAUAGUCCACCUUUUGAUGAUGUACAGUCUUCUGGAAAGAAGCCUCGUAUAAGUUAGAAUAUUGCAUUUUACUAUCACUAUUGCUGUUGCUAUUGUAUCUUUGUUUUUUCUACAUAAUAUAUAUCAUCAGAACUUGAUCAGAGCAGUUAACUGUAUCUAUCUUUCAAAUAUAAUCUUAUUACGCAUAAAAUAGAGAAAGAAACAUUUCUAA